Molecule: messenger RNA, 594 nt
Organism: Microthlaspi erraticum
Lineage: Eukaryota; Viridiplantae; Streptophyta; Magnoliopsida; Brassicales; Brassicaceae
Source: the annotation of a GenBank genome assembly
AUGAGGUCACCGGUGCAGCUCCAUCACGGCUCGGACGCCUUGCAGCCUCACGAUCAGACAGAUGGUCUGAUCAGACGAGUGUGUCUCACGCGCGGUAUGCAUGUUCCCGAGCACGUGGCGAUGCACCACACACACGACGUGGGUCCGGACCAGUGCUGCUCCUCGGUCGUGCAGACGAUCCACGCGCCGCCCGAGUCCGUGUGGGCCCUGGUGAGGCGUUUCGAUAACCCGAAGGUUUACAAGAACUUCAUCAGGCAGUGCCGUAUCGUGCAUGGCGACGGUCUCCACGCCGGAGAUCUCCGGGAGGUCAUGGUGGUGUCGGGACUCCCGGCGGUGUCGAGCACCGAGAGGCUCGAGAUCUUGGACGAGGAGCGUCACGUGAUAAGCUUUAGCGUCGUGGGUGGGGACCACAGGCUCGAGAACUACCGAUCGGUGACGACACUGCACGCGUCGGACGACGAAGGAACCGUCGUGGUGGAGUCUUACAUCGUCGAUGUGCCGCCGGGAAAUACGGAGGAGGAGACUCUCAGCUUCGUCGAUACCAUCGUCCGGUGCAAUCUCCAGUCUCUUGCUAGAAGUACCAACCGGCAAUAA